AUGGGCAAGGAAGACAAAAUGUACGAUAUUCUCUUCAACAUGAAGUUCGCAUCGAAGCAGAUGACGAAGAGCGCCACCGCGUCCGAAAAGGCGGCGGAGCGGGAGAAGCUGAAUAUCAAGAAAGCGUUAGAGAAGGGCAACCCUGAGGCGGCCCGCAUCUACGCCGAGAACGCGAUUCGCAAGCGCAACGAGGGCCUGAAUUAUCUCCGUCUCGCCUCCCGCCUCGACGCCGCCGCGUCGCGUAUACAAACUGCCAUGCAGAUGAAGAUGGUUACUAAGACUAUGUCCACCACGGUGAAAGGUAUGGACAAGAUUCUCACCUCCAUGAACCCCAUGAAGAUCGCAGAGGUGAUGGACGCCUUUGAGCAGCAGGUCGGCGAGAUGGACGUGAAUUUGGGCACAAUGGAUGCUGCCUUCGAGAGCUCUUCGGCUGGCACGGUCCCGGUAGCUCAGGUAGACUCGUUGAUGGAACAGCUGGCUGCAGAGAAUAACAUCGAUCUUAGUACGAAGCUUGGCAAUGCUCCGUUGGGUAACAGCAUCGCGAUGCCUGCGCGGAAGCAGGAUGUGAGCGAAGACGACAUUGCUGAGCGCCUCAAGGCGCUGCAGGCGCUGUAA
Molecule: messenger RNA, 615 nt
Organism: Leishmania mexicana MHOM/GT/2001/U1103
Lineage: Eukaryota; Euglenozoa; Kinetoplastea; Trypanosomatida; Trypanosomatidae
Product: putative vesicular protein trafficking mediator
Exons: 1
Coding region: 1-615 (204 amino acids)
Biological process (GO): protein transport; endosome transport via multivesicular body sorting pathway; late endosome to vacuole transport
Cellular component (GO): ESCRT III complex; multivesicular body
Source: RefSeq, a predicted model, not a curated record